Molecule: messenger RNA, 757 nt
Organism: Molossus molossus (Pallas's mastiff bat)
Lineage: Eukaryota; Metazoa; Chordata; Mammalia; Chiroptera; Molossidae
Gene: STEEP1
Product: chromosome unknown CXorf56 homolog
Exons: 7
Coding region: 191-712 (173 amino acids)
Source: RefSeq, a predicted model, not a curated record
CUCUUAUUUUUGGCGUUGAGUUUGUGGGUUUCUCCAGUGAACUGUGUCUAAAGUUGUGUCUCAGUUGGCUGUCUGCUCUGACACCCGGGACCGGGAGGAAUAUGACGCCAGGGAGAAGCCCCUCCUUGUCUACCACUGUUUGUGUGGCCAGACGGUUCUGGUGCUGGACUGCCAGUUGGAGAAAUUGCCCAUGAGGCCCCGGGAUCGGUCUCGCGUGAUUGAUGCUGCCAAACAUGCCCACAAAUUUUGUAACACAGAAGACGAGGAGACUAUGUAUCUUCGCAGGCCCGAAGGCAUUGAAAGACAGUACAGGAAGAAGUGUGCAAAGUGUGGAUUGCCACUCUUCUACCAGUCCCAGCCAAAGAGCGCUCCCGUGACCUUCACUGUGCGUGGGGCAGUAGUCAAGUUUGGCCAGGGUUUGGGAAAAACAAAUAUAUAUACUCAGAAGCUAGAGCCUCCUAAGAAGGUGAUGAUGACCAAACGGACUAAAGACAUGGGCAAGUUCAGCUCUGUCACUGUGUCUACUAUUGAUGAAGAGGAAGAGGAGAUUGAGGCUAGAGAAGUUGCUGACUCGUAUGCACAGAAUGCCAAAGUGAUUGAAAAACAGUUGGAGCGCAAAGGCAUGAGCAAAAGGCGGCUGCAAGAGCUGGCUGAACUGGAAGCCAACAAAGCAAAAAUGAAGGGGACUUUGAUUGACAACCAGUUCAAAUGAUCAGGACCUUUCUCUGAACCCAAGCAUUUAGACCAGAAGGCAGAA